AUGAGCGCCAGGGGCACUUUUGACGCGCGCCGGAAGCAGCGAAGGGGCGGCGGCGGUGCCUCGCUGGAAGCUGCGUUUUCGUCGGCGUCCGUGUAUCCUCUGAGCUCCUGGUGAGGCUGGCCGGGCUUCUUCCCCCCCACCGCCGCUGAGGGACCCUCGUGGGGCGGGCUCUGCCUGCUAAGCCCCUCCGUUGGGUGACGGGAGCCUCGCCCGGGAUAAUCCAGUAGCAUCAUGGCUGCCCCAGAUGAGCUCAAGUUUCAUGAAUUCGACGAAGCCAUCGAUUUGCUGGCUGAGAACGCGGAUGCCACCACUCCUAGCAUCAGUGAGCGGCAAAGCCACACAACCGUAAACAUGUCUUCCGGCUACAAUGAGGAGCGUGAGGCAGAAGAGGAGGAUGAUAAAACAGAGCUCUUGAGUUCCCAGAAGAAGCAAUCCAGUUUCUGGACCUUUGAAUAUUACCAGGCUUUCUUUGAUGUUGACACAUACCAGGUGUUGGACAGGAUAAAGGGGUCACUGCUUCCGCUGCCAGGGAAAAACUUUGUAUGGCACCAUCUACGGAAUAACCCUGACCUGUAUGGACCAUUCUGGAUCUGUGCCACGUUGGUCUUCACGCUGGCUAUCAGCGGCAACUUGUCCAGCUUCCAGGAGAAAAAGGGCAGCCCCCAGUUCCACAAAGUGUCCAUUGCCGGAAUAAUUAUCUACUGCUAUGCCUGGCUGGUACCCCUUGCCCUGUGGGGCUAUCUGCAGUGGCGAAAGGGGGUCCAGGUCCAUGUGGACUCCUACACCUUCCUGGAGAUGGUGUGCGUCUAUGGUUAUUCCCUAUUUGUGUACAUCCCCACUGCGAUGCUGUGGCUCAUUCCUAUAUCCUGGCUGCAGUGGCUGCUGCUCAUCUUUGCAGUGGGUCUCUCUGGCUCAGUUCUGGUUCUUACCUUCUGGCCAGUUAUCCGCUCAGACACCAGGCUGGCAGCUUGUGCCCUGUUGGCUGUCAUUGUUUCUCUCCAUGUCCUUCUGGCUAUUGGUUGCAAGCUGUAUUUCUUCCAGAAUGCAACUGGCACACCUUCUCAUCCCACGCCAGCUGCUCAUUUCAGAAGCACACUGCCUCACCCGGCCAACCACUCCGAUACGCGUAUGUGAAAGGCAGCUGACAGUUUCAUCAUGAACGUCUGGCCUCAGGGAAAGCCCAUGGGCGAAGGAAAGUGCGCACUCAUUCAAGAGGCAAGGAGACACCUGAGCUGGAACAGGGACCAAGCUGCAUCACCUCACCAUUUCAAGACUUCUGUUUUCCUACUUCAGCCAGCCUUGUCACCAAGGUGCCCGAUUUGCAAAGAACCCCACUUUUGGAAACAAAUUUAAAGGCCUGGCUGUUAACACCACAAAACUUUGCUUGGGGUGGAUGCAGCUGCCUUUUGCUCCUUCAUCACAGGAUGGGCCUGCCGUCCUGACAGGGCUGCGGAAAGCGAUUGCAUGGAGUGAUUCUCUAUUGUUCCCCUUCCAGUUAAAUCUUUGGUAACGGCGGGAUGUAAUGGAGUCAGCAGGUGGCUGAGACUAUUUAGAUCCUCGGUGAGUAAGGGUAGAUUAUCAAGGAAUAGAAGUAAGAGCUUCUUUGGAGGGAAGCUUGAAUGAUAGGGAGGUUGAGCACUUCAGAUUACUUUGAUUUAAUUUAGCUACUUGAUUUUGUUUUCUAUGGAAAGCUAAUUUAAAUUAAACUGCCUUUUAAGAGGA
Molecule: messenger RNA, 1722 nt
Organism: Lacerta agilis (Sand lizard)
Lineage: Eukaryota; Metazoa; Chordata; Lepidosauria; Squamata; Lacertidae
Gene: YIPF2
Product: Yip1 domain family member 2
Exons: 10
Coding region: 232-1134 (300 amino acids)
Biological process (GO): vesicle-mediated transport
Cellular component (GO): membrane; Golgi apparatus
Molecular function (GO): small GTPase binding
Source: RefSeq, a predicted model, not a curated record